Messenger RNA from Chaetomium strumarium, 660 nucleotides. RefSeq names its product optic atrophy 3-like protein. Gene Ontology annotation, biological process: regulation of lipid metabolic process. Gene Ontology annotation, cellular component: mitochondrion. The record is from RefSeq and is a predicted model, not a curated record. The coding region runs from base 1 to 660 and encodes 219 amino acids. NCBI's taxonomy places the organism in Eukaryota, Fungi, Ascomycota, Sordariomycetes, Sordariales, Chaetomiaceae. The transcript is spliced from 2 exons.
AUGGUCCCAUUACCACUAUUCAAGAUUGCGACGUUGUUUGUACGGCACGUCUCCAAAUAUGGCGCGAAUCAUAUCAAACAUCAAGCGCACGAGCACCCCAGAUUCCGAGCCUUUGCUGCGCGAUAUGGCCAGGUGAUACACCAGAUCAACAUGCGUCUAUCUGUCGCGCUAUUACGGAAUCCGGACCUGGAGCAAAGAGCAAAAGAGAAAGCCGAGAAAGCCGAGGCGCCGACGGUGAAAACAGAGGAGCAGGUCAAAAAGGAAGAGGAACUCCGGGCCAAAUACGGGACCUUGCCAAAGACGUCGCACCCAGUGAAGGAGGUGCCCAAGAGCGUGUGGAAACGCAAGUUCCGGCCGUUGCCCGAAGCCAAGGCGGUGGAUCUUUUCGCCGAUGUUAUUGGUGAUACGUUCAUCCUCAGUGUCGCUAUUGGCCUGAUUGUUUAUGAGUAUUGGCGGUCUUCACAGAAGCCGGAUAAGAACAAGGAGAUGAUUGAGGAGCUCCAGAAGCGGAUGGAAGAGCUUAGGACAAAAGAGGAGGAGCUGGAAGCGGUGGAGAAAAAACAACAGGAACGGGUGGCCAUGAUUGAGGAGGCGUUGCGGGCAUUCAAGGAUCCCAAGACGAAACAGCCUCUUUUGCCUACCCCAACAGCCGCAACAUGA